UAUUUACAGGAAAAAUAAAUUACAAUCCAUUACUACUAACUAGUUUUGUAAUCUUAUCGUUUUUGUAUAUCCAAUGAGUCCACGAGUAAAUGUAUUAGCAUAAAACUUUUCGUAUUUAAAUACUCCAUCAAAAUAUUCUUUCUGUUAAAAGCAUUCAUACUCUGUAAUCAGUAUGAGGGUUGCUUUUGUAUUUACAUUUUUACUUUUUGGCUCUUUUGUUCGUACUCAAAGUGAUGAAGACAUUGAUGGUCCCAUUGUCAAUAGUGAAGAUCGUCAAGAAAAUAAAUUGAGUAAGCAAUUCGAAGAGAAUUUAAAAUGCAGCGAAUUAGAAGAAUAUAGUAGAUGUAAUGCCAAUCCAUCUUGUGAAAGGACUUGUGAAAAUUUCAAUAAAGAUUCCAUGGUGGAGAGUCCGUGUUUUAAACUUAACUCAUGUAUAGAAGGAUGUGUGUGUAAAAAAGAUCACAUGCGUUUACCAUUUAAUGGACAUUGCGUUCAUCACACACAAUGUGAAAUUUAUAAAAAGAAUUAUUAAAUAUUAAAUUAAUUUCACAAUAAACAAUGAAGAAGUUGUUUAAAAAUGAUUUUUAUUUAUUGA
Molecule: messenger RNA, 595 nt
Organism: Chelonus insularis
Lineage: Eukaryota; Metazoa; Arthropoda; Insecta; Hymenoptera; Braconidae
Exons: 2
Coding region: 173-532 (119 amino acids)
Source: RefSeq, a predicted model, not a curated record